Messenger RNA from Euleptes europaea (tarantolino), 1317 nucleotides. It is a transcript of the gene BAG4, whose product is annotated as BAG cochaperone 4. Gene Ontology annotation, cellular component: membrane; nucleus; cytosol. Gene Ontology annotation, biological process: protein stabilization. The transcript has 5 exons. The record is from RefSeq and is a predicted model, not a curated record. Lineage: Eukaryota; Metazoa; Chordata; Lepidosauria; Squamata; Sphaerodactylidae. Gene Ontology annotation, molecular function: protein-folding chaperone binding; adenyl-nucleotide exchange factor activity. The coding region runs from base 5 to 1297 and encodes 430 amino acids.
GUUAAUGGCGGCCGCGUUGAGGAGACUGUUACACGGUGCGGAAGUGGAACGAGUCCGGCCGGAGCCCGAGCCUCCUCCGCUGCCGCCAUGGGGCAUGGAGGCCCGCAGGUGCCCUGUACAUGGCGGCGGAGGCAGCAGGGGGGAGAGGACCGCCCGUGGCGACAAUGGCGGUUUCCAGGAGCAGCCCUCUUAUGCUGGAUAUGGCUCCCACUACUGGAACUCUCAGCCUAGGGCUUCUUACCCAAGUCCAUAUCCUCCUGGACCUGAGCUCCAAGGCCAGGGGAUCGAUAAUUCCUAUACAAAUGGCGUUUAUGGCACUCAGUACUCCACUCCUGGGACAGGACCACCUCCAUAUCCCAGUCUCCCACAAUCAAAUGCCUACUAUUCUACAGGGCAUCCUCAUGCCCCUUAUUCUGCAGAGUCUCCUGGAACGUACCAGCCUCAGUCACCAGCUUCCAACUGGAAUUACCCCCCACCUGACUGCCCAGCUGAAGGUUCUAUGGUGAGGAGGCAAGUACCAGGAUAUGCCCAGCCUCCGACGCCUGGCUUUCCUGUCGCGCCCUAUCCAUAUGGUGACUGCAAUCAUGGUAUUCCUCAGCAGGGGCCGCCACCACCGCCCCAGCCAAGGCUUCAGGAUACAACAUGGAGACCUCCUGGCACUUAUGGGAUGCAGCCUCCUUAUGGUUGGUCUCCUGCAUCAGCGGGACAUGGGAAUCGAUAUGUUGCUGAAUCUUCUGCACCUUGGCCUACCAAUGGAGCAUCUGCUCCACAUCCUCCAAUUAACAAUGCAAAGGACUCCUCUUACAACCAGUUGGAGCAAGGAACUAACCAGCACAGCUAUUUUCCUGAAGCCACUCACCUGCCUCCUGGGACCAUGAAUGAUCACAAGCUGGCACAGCUUGACUCUAAGCCAUCUGCUUCCAACACCAAAGUGCAGUACAGCGCGCAGCCCCAGCUGUAUAAUAACACACAGAAGAGGCCACUUGCGACAGCUGACCAUGGAUCGGGCUUCAAAAGCAACGGGCAGCUUCCACCGGAACCACCUGAUGUGCCGCCAGGCGUUCAGAAGGUUAUGGAGGCUAUGGAGGGGGUUGAGCUGCUAGAGGAAGAGGUAGACGAAUUUGUGGGGAAAAAAACAGACAAAGGCUACCGGCUACUGGAGGAAAUGCUGACCAAGAAGCUGUUGGAGCUGGACUCUAUAGAGACAGGAGGUCAGGAGACUGUACGCCAGGCAAGGAAAGAGGCUGUUCACAGAAUCCAGGCCGUACUGGAAGAACUGGAAAGAAAGGGACUUUAAGUUGGGGAUAGCAACAUUCC